GCUGUGUUGAAUUAGCUGGUGGACAGCAGUGUUGCCGCGUUUCAGCGGAUUAUACUCGAGUCCCUGCAGCAACCAUGUCUUCAGUCGAGUCUCUGAGAGAGUUCAUCAGCGAGCGGUUAACUGCUGCUGCUGAAGAAAUAUUCUCGGAGUUUGAGAGAACCAUCGUCCGGUACGAAGAGGAGAUCGAGCGUCAGCGCAGACUGCUGGACAUCACCGGGAAACCUGGAGCCCCUGGAGCCCCCAGAGAUGCAGCAGGUACCGGGAAACCUGGAGCAGGUCUCCCUCAACGGCAUGGAUGUGCAGAGCAGGAGGAAGGGAUUCUUGGAGACUUGCAGCUCUCUAACUACAAAGACUCAAUUUUUGACCAGGAGGGACCAGAACCUCCACACAUCAAAGAGGAAGAAGAAGAGGAACUCUGCACCAGUGUGAAGGAAGAGCCCGUCGCGCCCAAGCAGGAGGCCGAAGCCUUCAUGGUCACUCCUCUGUACGGGAAAAGUGACCUCAGUGAACAAGAACCAAAGAGUGAGCAGUUGGUCUCUGUAGAUGGGAUCCAGGAUCAGGAAGGAAGCAGACAUGAAUGCUCAGAUUCACAUGGAAACACAGGGCUGAAUGAAAAGAAAAGACGGAGCCGCAUCAGAAGUCAUGGUACGUGUGGGACCAGUGGGACUGACAGCGAUAAAAGCAUUGGGAAAUGUGAGACUUGUGGACUGUCUUUCAAAUUCAAGUCCCAAAUGAAGAAACAUCAGAAAAGCCACCUAGGUGAGAAGCCAUACGCUUGCAACUUCUGUGGGAAAAGAUUCUACAAGACAUCGUCGAUGAAAUAUCACGAAAGGAACCACACUGGAGAAAAGCCGUACCUGUGCAUCACCUGCGGUAAAAGAUUUUCUCACCCAUCAGCGUUUAAAAGACACAAGGCCAUUCACACGGGAGAGAAGCCAUUUUCUUGUGAAACUUGUGGAAAAACUUUCAGUCAGAAGAGUCACAUGAUGGUCCACACAAGAAUUCACAGCGUACAGAAGGAGUACCUCUGCCACUCAUGCGGGGAGACGUUCUCUGCACUACCAGCACUGAAGAAACACCUGCUAACCCACUCGGGGGAGAAGCCCUAUUCAUGCGAAGUGUGUGGGAAAUUUUUCACCAGACGGUUUCAUCUGGUGAGCCACAUGAGGACUCACACCGUUGAAAAGCCAUUUUCAUGCAAAAUAUGCGGAAAAGGUUUUACUCAACACGUUAGGUGGAUUGUACACACGUCGAGUCACGCGGCCGAAAAACCGCACGCGUGCAGCACUUGUGGGAAGCGAUUUUUCAAGACUUCCUCCAUGAAAUACCACGAAAGAAACCACACUGGAGAAAAGCCAUUCCUUUGCAACACAUGUGGGAAAAGGUUCUCACAUCCGUCUACGUUUAAGAGACACAAGGCCGUCCACACAGGCGAGAAGCCGUUUUCUUGUGAGACUUGUGGAAGAAGUUUCAGCCAGAAAGGUCACAUGGUCGCCCACACGAGAAUUCACACAGGCGAGAAGCCUUUUUGUUGUGAAACAUGUGGCAAAACUUUCACCAAAAGAAAGUUUUUGAUUGGCCACAUGAUGUCUCAUACAGAGGAGGAGUCAAAGUCAAACCUUUUUUGGGAAAGAUGACCUGGGAUCCAUUCGUCCAUCCAUCACUUUCUGUGUUUGUUUUUCCGUUCAUGGUGGCUGCAGUCUAUCACAGCUAACCCUGCGUUCACACUGAAAGCGUCAUGGGCGUCAUAGGCAGCCGGCUGCCAUUCAUUUCCUAUGAAAACGUGCGUCGAGAGGCAGCGAGAGCAGUGCGUCAAUUUGAAGUUGAAAAAUCUGAACUUUAUGCAAAUGAGCAGCAGUGCUGCCGAGGCAGCGUCCAAUCACAGACCGGGAUUCCCGAAGCAAGAAGCCUCAAUGCAGAUUGUACUUUCAUGUACACAAACGUACACUCAUUCACAUGCAUACAGGAGCAGAGCUGUGCACUAACAAACUUAUUUUAUCAGGAAUGAAUAUAUUUCAUCCAGCAAACUGACAUUUUUGCUGAUUUGACUGCUGUUUUUACCUGAGCUGGUCAUGUGAAACAGGUAUCUGAUGGUUGAGCUGGAUGGUCCCAACGAUUUUAUUUGCUACAUUGAUCCAACGCAAAAUAAUUAAAAACCGUGCUUAUUAUUCACAAAACACAGUUUAAAAAUCAUGACCAAAUCCGCUCUGACCCGGUGUGUCAGUGUUCACUGCUGACAGACUGCAGCUUCAAGCCUGAAUUACAGUUCCGCGUUUAAUCGACGGCGUAGGGUACACGGCGACACUCACCGUGCGGUGUGCGUCGCCACGUACCCUACGCUAGGCUCUGCGUUUGUGUGACGCAGAACCAUAAAUCAGCCUUCACCGGGAGCGAGGGCUCGCUUGUGGUUGAUGUUGAUCCGUGGACAAAACUUGUUAAGGAGCAUCAAACUCACUCUUAUCUACGCGGAAAUAACGCUAAAAUAUAAAGAAGGCGUCCCAAAGUGUGAUCUAUGGUGAAAUAGGAAACUGAAGAUGUGCAGCUAUAUGUGUAGACUGUUCCCACUGUUCCCUCCAGUUCUGCAGCGCAGCUUUAGCCCCGCCCACUGCAGCUUUAGCCCCGCCCACUGUAGCUUUAGCCCCGCCCACUGCAGCCGUCAACAGUACAUGAAGUUUUCAGUGUGAACGCACCAAGCAGGGAGAUGCUGGCGUCAGAAGUUUUUUUACGCUUUCAGUGUGAACGCAGGGUAAGGAUAAUAACCUUAGCUUUACUAGAACUGACUGCACCCAACCCUGGUCUGUCCAUUCAAAUCUGUGAAUGGGCAGACUGGCAGGCCUGGAACCCUCACAAAUGAGCUGUUUUAGCACCACAAGGCUAUCUAUUUAUGAUCAAAUCAGUCCAAACAUCCUUAUUUCAGACUUUGCUGUUGGAACAACAUCCACAAAUGAGCUGCUGGAGAUGAGAUGAGCCCCAGUGACGCUCUACUGGGUCCGGAUGCCAAGAUUUGAGUCAUUUUCAUAACCACUAACCAAAAAAUUUCCAUCCUGUUUAUGCAUUAAAGGGGACAUAUGGCAUUUAAUGUAUAUUUUAAACAGGCCUUGAAUGUCUUAAAAACAAUCUAAAGCUUGUUUUUUCUACAUAAAUCAGAAAUCCAGCCUGUGGACCCUGUGUCUAGUUUUACCGCUUCUAAAGCCUUUUUCUGUGCUUCAUUUUAAGGGCGGGGGGGGGCUAUGAUAAUGAGGCUCUGCGCUGAUUGGCUGCUUGAAUGACGUGUAGCAGGGGAGGAGACAAAGCGUCUCUCCGGGGAUAAGAGCAGCGGCUGCGUAGCAAAGCGUGUCCACGGUUCUGCGUUAAAUCGACGCGUACCCUACGCCGUAGGCUCUGCGUUGGUGUAACGCGGAACCAUAAAUCAGCCUUUAGUCACCUCGUCUUCACACAGGAAGACUUAAUUUAAUUCUAAACAGGUACACCACGGUUAUUUACUCCAAUUCCUCAUCAUUUCACUUAUGUUACAAGACAAAUGAAUCAUGUUAACUGUAAAGAAAUCACAACACUGAAUUUUCACAAAUGGCAACUUUAUUGUUAAAAUAUAUAAAUAACAUUUAUGCACUAUUGCUGGCUCAAGGAAGGACCGCGCGUCCUCUGAAUUUGUCGUUGAACAGCUCCAGGUGCAUUGCUUGGAAGAUUUGAAACCACAGAAGAAAAAUGUAUUACUAAUUACUAAUAAAGCCGCCGGCGCCCCCGGGUUCAGAGUCGGGCUCCUCGACGGUCUGGUCCGUGAGCAGCUCCGGCAGCUCCGUAGGCGGCGCCGGGGCUCCGGAGCUAAGCUAAAUACUUAGCCCAUGCAAAGAUCAUAUAAAUAACAUUAAAAAAAAAGGAACUUACCGCUGACUCGUGUGCAGUUACCGGGUCCGUGCUGUGGGAACUGAUCCUUUUAUGAGGGUAAAUGUCGAUGCAAAAUCUCAUUUCUACUCUCCCUCGCUGUUCAAACAGCCACCGCUUCUAAACUCUCUGAAACUUCUCUGUACGGCGGGGGUCACAGACCUUGCAGAAAUUCAUGGGAUUUCGUCUCCCCUGUGCUGACAGGGUGAGGGGAGACCACUUUAUAUAUGUUAAAACAAGAAAAAACGUGUUUUUCAUAAUAGGUCAUCUUUAAGCUUUUUUAAAAUGUUUAUUUAUUUUUCUUGAUCUCAUCUCAUCCCAUACGGUUUUUGUGAAUGUGAAUCAAACCAUGGAGUCUAAAACUUUUUUUUUUUAACCAGACUGUAAAUAUUUUUUUUUUUUCUCCUUUAAAGUUGGACAUUUUAACUCAGAUGUCAGUGGAGAUGAACUCAUUGUUUGAUCCCGAACCCUAGUGGUCAGUAAAGGAACUGCAGGUUGGAUCCAGACCCUAGUGCUCAGUAAAUGAUAAACCUUUUGAGUGUGUAGUGGGAAAUCCCAUUAUGAUUCUACUGCACCAUGACCGUACUGUAUAUCGCUGUCUGGCAAAGACAAACUGGAAUAGCUAUGUUGUGUGUAGACAAGUGGUAAUACAAUAUAUAAUUUGCUUUUUAGAAAGAAAAAAAAAAAUAUGACUUUUGACAUGAUCUUUGACCACCAAUGUACAGAUACAUUGGGAUGUAUCUGCUUCUGGAAAACCGGGACUUCCCUAAUUUUCUUUUUUUUAUUCUUAUUAUUAUUAUUUCAAAUGGUUCCAUUGAUGUUGGAGUGUAAAUACGUGUGGAUGUGGCAAAUGUUUGUAUUUUUCCCUCCGUAGCUCAGUUACCUGUGGACUAUUAACUCAGCCUGAAGCUUAGAAAAAUUUCAGAACUGGUCACGUGUUUGACAGUUGCAUUAAACGUUCAUCGUUUAACAGUGACAAUUCAAUUCAAUUUUAGAAGGGGGUAGAAACCUUGUCCAGGACCUGGAUCAACAGCCAACUAUGGAUUAACAGAGUGGUUUUCUAAAAGCUUCAAUGUAAAUGUUGACAAGAGUGUUUCAGUGCUGGUCAUUAAAGCUGAAUAUGUCAAAUAAAACUGCCUGUUUCUCUCUUUUGGGGCCCAGGACCUGAACAAUACAAUUUAAAAGCAGACAAAUUCUUUUGGAGAUCAAAUGCACAAAUAUGGUGUUACAUCAGUGCUGUAACGCACAAGAUCCUCACCACGGAGUCACGUGCAGGUAUUGAUCGUAAUCUGUCCAGCAUUUUACAAAUACAACAAAAACAGCUGUUGUAAGAACACAAAACUAUGAUCUUGGUGCAAGAGACAGAGGUUUUUUGUCACUUUAAGGCCGGGAUGAGGGAUCCCGGGCCUCAUCAUCCCACCUGAACAGUGAAGACGCCAUCAUUCCAUCAGAACAGUGAAUAGAACAUCAUCUUCAUACUUGGGACAUCAUCCCAUCAUACUUUUGAACCUAACAGUGCGUUCACACUGAAAGCGGCAGCCGGCUGCCAUUCAUUUCCUAUGAAAACGCGCGUCGAGAGGCAGCAGGAGCAGCGCGUGAAAAAUCUGAACUUUAUGCAAAUGAGCAGCAGCGCUGCUGAGGCAGCGUCCAAUCACAGACCGGGAUUCCCAAAGCGAGAAGCCUCAAUGCAAAUUGUACUUUCAUGUACACACAAACGUACACUCACUCACAUGCGUACAGGAGCAGAGCUGUGCUCUAACAAACUUAUUUUAUCAGGAAUUAAUAUAUUUCAUCCAGCAAACUGACAUUUUUGCUGAUUUAACUGCGGUUUUUCAUGUGAAACACGUAACUGAUGGUUGAGGAGCUGGAUGGUCCCAACGAUUUUAUUUGCUACAUUGAUCC
Molecule: messenger RNA, 5784 nt
Organism: Cololabis saira (Pacific saury)
Lineage: Eukaryota; Metazoa; Chordata; Actinopteri; Beloniformes; Belonidae
Product: zinc finger protein OZF-like
Exons: 2
Coding region: 75-1637 (520 amino acids)
Biological process (GO): regulation of transcription by RNA polymerase II
Molecular function (GO): RNA polymerase II cis-regulatory region sequence-specific DNA binding; DNA-binding transcription factor activity, RNA polymerase II-specific
Source: RefSeq, a predicted model, not a curated record